Messenger RNA from Dibothriocephalus latus, 593 nucleotides. The record is from the annotation of a GenBank genome assembly. Lineage: Eukaryota; Metazoa; Platyhelminthes; Cestoda; Diphyllobothriidea; Diphyllobothriidae.
UGCGGCUCUUUCUCUCAGAUGUCUUUCGUCUCCUUCGCAACUGUCUCAAUUUGAUUGGCAAAAUUGAAGAGGCUACUGCAGCUCGACGACAAUCGAGACGUGGCUCCGCCCAGUAUGACCAAACGCCGUCUCUCAGUCCCCAUGCAGACCUCAAGGCACGGGCCGUGUUGCUCCUUUGCCAACUCUACCUUUCCACUCCAUCGGAGGACGUCAUUGCCUGUGCAACCGCUGUCCAGAAGCCAACCGGUCCAGCUCAGGAGAUUUUGACGACGGAUUUCUCUGCAUUUACUGCCGGGGAUCAAUAUACACAUCAGCAGCAGCAACAGCAGCCGCAUGGUGACGCCAUUACAGAGGUAUCACCGCCGUCCCCCUGUAAAAAACUGGAUCGCAGAAUGGGUGGCGGAAGGAAACGCAUUUGUCUGGGUGACUCAAUAAUCGACGCCUUCAUGUCUACUAAGACUGACCAAGUAUCCAGUUUGGCGGUUGCCCUAUUUGAGGCGGUCUGCUCGCCAGAACGAACAACAAUCGCGGAUUCUGUAUCGUUGUGUACCGGCGCCGCACCGCCACCACCAUGGCAGAGCGAGGGUGGAGCU